Molecule: messenger RNA, 633 nt
Organism: Blepharisma stoltei
Lineage: Eukaryota; Ciliophora; Heterotrichea; Heterotrichida; Blepharismidae
Source: the annotation of a GenBank genome assembly
AUGCUCCGCCCUCAAAAAGACUUUUCAAGCAAACCUCAAAACAAAUCAAUCAAAGGCCCUUUGUCUGUCACAAACGCACGAAAGCCAAUUUUUAAAGCCAAACGAUUCCUCAUCUCAGGCACCACAGCCCGCACAGGGUCUCUUGCUUCUGCGCGGGAUCUUGACGAAUGUUUAGAAAGCAGCGUUGAACGAAAACUUUCAAAUGCAGACUCUGGAGGAGAGUCCCCAAAAAUGAAGCCUCCCAAGCUGCCUCUAUCAGGAGAAGACUCUGUGAAGAAAAACCUCAAUUUUGAUGCAGAAGAGCUAGGAAACAAUUUUUCAUUACUAAUGACUCCUUCAGGACAUGAGAGUUUUGGGAAGAGAAAAAUGAAGGAUGACGGAGAAAUUGUGGAAGGAAAAAGGGCUAAGAAUGGACUGAAAAAGUUCUUAAAGGCUCUUUAUGACCCAGAUCUUGGGCAGAGCGAAUACUAUCGAGUGUAUCAGGAAGAAGAAAUUGUUAGCGAUAGGGAGAUACAGCAAAACAUCAUUAAGAGCGAGAUUGAUGAAGACUGCCCCACAAAUGACUCACAAAUUGAAAUCUGCAUUGAGUACUUGGCUGCUCAGGUGGAAGAAGCCAUACUUAAUGAAAAAUAA